GACCGGCACCAACAGCAGCAGCAGCAGUAGAGUGAGAGAGAUUGCGGGUGUUAGAUACCGAAAGCGAGUGUGCUACUAAAAACCUGGCGCGAGUGAGCGAAGGCGAAGCAAGAAUGAAUUACACUAGCAGCUUUGCAAAAGGUUCCAGCAGCAGCGGUUUGAACGGUCUUAAUUAUGCAGCUGGUUCUGACCUGAGUACCACGGCCAAAAUCGUCAUCAGUGGAAUACCGCAACACGCCAAGUUCGACGAUAUCGAGCCGCUGCUGAAACCCUACGGCAAGGUGGAGCACUGCGAGGCGGGCACUAGCAAAGACCCGAACACCCAGACCGUCCAUAUCACGUUCGAGAACCACGAUCAGGCACAAAGAGCGGUUUCCGGUUUAAACGGAAUCGAGUUCGACAGCUCCAAGCUGCUGGUGGAACUGUCCGAGGCGAACAAACAGGCGCGCCGGGCGCAGCGCAACCGUUCGCAGUACGGCGCGGGAAUGCCGGGCGGAGGCGGUGGCCCCGGUCGCCAGACCGACUUUCCGCUGCGGGUGCUGGUGCAGAGCGAGAUGGUCGGUGCCAUCAUCGGUCGGCAGGGCAGCACAAUACGUCACAUUACGCAGCAGAGCCGGGCGCGCGUCGACGUCCACCGGAAGGACAACGUCGGCUCGGUCGAGAAAGCCAUCACGAUCUACGGCAACCCGGAGAACUGCACGAUGGCCUGCAAGAAGAUCCUCGAGGUGAUGCAGCAGGAGGCUAACAGCACGAACAAGGGCGAGAUCUGCCUGAAGAUCCUGGCGCACAACAACCUGAUCGGACGCAUCAUCGGCAAGAGCGGCAACACGAUCAAGCGGAUAAUGCAGGACACCGACACGAAGAUCACCGUCAGCUCGAUCAACGACAUCAGCAGCUUCAACCUGGAGCGCAUCAUCACGGUGAAGGGCACGAUCGAUAACAUGUCAAAGGGCGAGAGCCAGAUCAGCGCCAAGCUGCGCCAGAGCUACGAGAACGAUCUGCAAGCGUUGGCCCCGCAAAGCAUCAUGUUCCCGGGCCUGCACCCGAUGGCCAUGAUGUCGACCGCCGGCAACGGUAUGGGCUUCACGGGCCGUACCGGUGGCGGCGGCGGUGGGGCGGCCGGUGCCGGGGCCGGCGGAGCGGGCGGUGGGGCCGGCGGCAUGUAUCCGGGGUCCAACUUCCCCAUGUACCAGCCGCCGGCCGGUGGUCCGGCGGCGGCCGGGGUGCCGCCCGGCUCGAGCGAGGUCCAGGAGACGACCUUCCUCUACAUCCCGAACAAUGCGGUCGGCGCCAUCAUAGGAACCAAAGGAUUGCACAUUCGCAAUAUCAUCCGCUUCUCCGGUGCGUCCGUCAAGAUUGCCCCGCUGGAGGCAGACAAACCGCAGGAGCAGCAGACCGAACGCAAAGUUACCAUUAUCGGCACACCGGAGGCCCAGUGGAAGGCACAAUACCUGAUCUUCGAGAAGAUGCGGGAAGAAGGCUUCGUGUCCGGUACCGACGACGUUAGGCUGACGGUGGAGAUCUUUGUACCGAGUGCACAGGUUGGUCGCAUCAUUGGCAAGGGAGGCCAGAAUGUACGGGAACUGCAGCGCGUUACUGGCAGCAUAAUUAAGCUUCCCGAGCACACGGCCAGCACACCGGUCGACGAGGAAACCACGGUGCACAUCAUUGGUCCGUUCUUCAGUGUACAGUCGGCCCAGCGUCGCAUUCGCACGAUGAUGCAGGCCACGAAUCCACCUCCGGCAACGAAACGGCAAUCCACUCAGAAAACCAAGGAUCAGUCGGCGGUGGCAGUUGGUGGUACGCCAGGUGCAGUCACCACCGCCAGCGCCACCAGCACCAGUCCCGGUGCAACGGUUCCCGCUGCCGGUUCCACCAGCCCCUCUAGUACGCCACCCCAGCAGCAGCAACAGUCGUCCAGUACCAGUGCAUAAUCAAAACACUGCUGCUAACCUGCUGCGGCCACCGCUGCACAGGUAUCGUUGCGGCCGUCGAUUGGUCGCGGCCGAAAUAGAGGAAAGGGAAGCAGAACGAAUGAAGGCGGCGAUGAGUGUUGCAGCAGUUCCAUCGAUGAUACCGCCAACUGCAAUUGCACGGUGCCUCAAAGAUCACCGAACGCGGGAAAAGAAGAUUGACACAAGUGAGAACGAGAGAGAGGGGGGAUCGGGGGGCAUUAGAACGAAGGAGCGAGAGCAGUACGAGGCAUGGACGUUAGUGUGAUUGUUAGAAAUUUGCAAGUGCAACGAAAUGUGACCUCUCAUCAGCUCCACCAUCACCAACAACAACAACAACAACCACCACCACCACCACCACCACCUCUUCUGCCCCACAUACUGAAGAGAAAGCAAGCAGCAGCAGCAUCGGCUGCAUGAUGAAGCCAAAUACAACCACCCAACCAACACCACGAAUGCAAUAGCCCAGCAACGUCAACUUUACCACCGUCCGCACGCGAAAACGCGUCGAUAAUAGUAAAACCCGGGGCGAGAACUGUGUCGUCCUGGUCCUGGUCCUGGUCACACACUAUAAUGGCCCAGCCACAAUCUCUACUGUAUGUAUGCCGAUUGCAGCUUCCACCACCACUUCCAUCGACCAUCCGCUCCGGAACAUUAGUUUUGUUUUUAUAUACAAUGUUAUAUUUACACCUAUAACCCUUCUACCCAUUGCCUCAUCGCACUUCCAACCGUCUUACAAUAGCCAUAUGUGAGCGCAGCGUGGGAGCGGGCGCUCUCGACGAUGGCGAUACCAUUUUGCCAUCGCCGACCGAUCAACGAUAUAUAUAUAGUGAAUGGCAGAAGAAGGUGGCCACGCGCAGCAGUGCACCAGCUACAGCUCCGCGGCGGCUUCCGAUCUCUCGUCCGAUGAAAUCCUCCAUAGUUUUGUUAAACCGCGCAUAUAAUCAAAAUAGCCAAAAUUAUCAUAUUUACUUUAUCAUAUUUACUAUCAGUAAGUGUUCCCUCUUAGAUUUCUGUCCACUUAUUAGCAGCGGUCAGCACACUCUGUGUUGUGUCGCUCCGAGUGUUGUUUGCCGCCGAAGAGAAUUGUGUUAUGUAUAUGAACUUGUUUAUUAUUUUGGCUGGAAUAAGAAUACACCGAAAGUGUCAGGAAGAACAGCAGUGAGAGCGCGGCAGCACACA
Anopheles bellator is the source of this 3134-nucleotide messenger RNA. RefSeq names its product insulin-like growth factor 2 mRNA-binding protein 1 (gene Imp). The transcript has 6 exons. Gene Ontology annotation, biological process: nervous system development; regulation of gene expression. Lineage: Eukaryota; Metazoa; Arthropoda; Insecta; Diptera; Culicidae. Gene Ontology annotation, cellular component: nucleus; cytosol; cytoplasm. The record is from RefSeq and is a predicted model, not a curated record. Gene Ontology annotation, molecular function: mRNA 3'-UTR binding. The coding region runs from base 114 to 1934 and encodes 606 amino acids.